UCCGACAAAAAUUGAGCAAGCUUCAUUAUAAAAAAAAGAAAAGCCAGCUCUGACCUCUAUAGUUACAUAACCGAGUUUCCACGAGCAAGCUUAAAAAAAAGCAUGGCCCGCUAGAUUACUCAGCCGAGUUUCCACGUCACAAUGUUUAUCUGUGUGUGAGAGUGAUAGAAGAAUUGUUUCCACUUCCUACGCUGGUAACGGUAGUGGAACUGGUUAUGCCUGGCCGGGCUCUGGACACCAUUAACAACAACAAGGAAAACACUUAACAUUGCUUUUUCUUGCUUGCGUCGACACGUGCUUUGUAGAUUGGUCAUAAUCCAUUGCCUUUCUGAGAUACACGUGAAGUUUGGUGGAGAGUAGAUAAGCAAGAAGGAAGCUUUGGAGAAGUGUAGAAGUGAAUGGAGGAAGCGGAGAGCUGUUCGAGCAGCAGAGUGAGCAGGCAGCGUGCGGACUCAUCCCCGACGCAUCCGCGGCAGCAGCGACACAAAGUGGAAGUCUACAACGAGGUGCUCAGGCGCCUUAAGGACUCAUCCUGCGAUGCGGUUCAUUCUCCAGGGUUUGAAGACGAGCUUCUUGCCCAUUUCAACCGCCUGCCUCCAAGGUAUGCACUAGAUGUAAAUUCUGAAAGGGCUGAAGAUGUUCUCACACAUAAACGGCUGCUACAAUUGGCAGAAGAUCCAGAACACAGGCCAGCAUUUGAUGUUCGGGUUGUUGAUAUUUUACCUGUGAUGGAAGGAAGAUCUUCCGAUUUCUCAAAUUCAGAAUCUCCAAGGUCGGAAAACCCAUGUGGUGCUUCAGCUUGUCCUAUUCCACGAGUCAGCACUCAUCCUCCUCCUGCAUUUGGGUCAUCUCCCAAUCUUGAAGCUCUUGUUCUAGAAGUUAGCAAAAAAUCAAAUGGUGCUGGUGAUGGUGAGACUAAUGAAGAUCGGAUCAUUGCAAGGCCAAUGUAUGAGAUUACAUUCUCCUCGGAAGACAAACCUAAGCUACUUAGUCAGUUAACUUCUUUGCUUUCAGAUAUUGGAUUAAAUAUUCAAGAGGCACAUGCCUUUUCAACUACAGAUGGUUAUAGUCUAGAUGUUUUUGUGGUUGAUGGGUGGCCCUUAGAGGAAACAGAGCAGUUACGAGAGACUUUGGCGAAUGAACUUGCUAAUUGUGAGAAGGGACUUUGGUCAAAGCCCUCUCCAUCAUCUUCUCCUAUGGAACAAACCCCUUCUAGUGGGGAAUCUAAUGUUGAAUGUGUAAGAAUACCAAAUGAUGGAAGAGAUGUUUGGGAGAUUGAUAGCAAGCUCUUGAAACUUGACCGUAAAGUAGCUUCGGGUUCUUAUGGUGACUUGUUUAGAGGAACUUAUUGUGGUCAAGAUGUUGCUAUUAAAGUUCUUAAGCCUGAACGUCUAGAUGUCGAUUUGCAACGUGAAUUUGCUCAAGAAGUCUUCAUUAUGAGGAAAGUACGGCAUAAGAACAUUGUUCAGUUUAUUGGUUCUUGCACAAGGCCACCAAAUCUUUGCAUUGUCACAGAGUUUAUGUCUGGUGGUAGCGUUUAUGAUUAUCUACAUAAGCAUAAAGGCAUUUUCAAGUUGCCAGCUCUUCUUAAGGUUGCCAUUGAUGUGUCUAAAGGCAUGGACUACCUGCACCAAAAUAAUAUUAUUCAUAGAGACCUCAAAGCAGCAAAUCUCUUGAUGGAUGAAAACGAGGUUGUUAAAAUAGCUGAUUUUGGAGUUGCUCGGGUGCAAUCUCAGAGUGGAGUUAUGACUGCUGAAACCGGAACAUAUAGGUGGAUGGCUCCUGAGGUUAUAGAGCAUAAACCAUAUGACCGAAAGGUUGAUGUUUUCAGUUUUGCAAUUGUUCUAUGGGAGCUUCUCACAGGGAAGCUUCCAUAUGAUUACCUCACUCCAUUACAAGCAGCUGUUGGUGUUGUUCAAAAGGGUUUGCGUCCUACCAUACCUAAAAAUACACAUCCAAGACUUGCAGAGUUACUAGAUAAGUGCUGGCAGCAAGAUCCAACACUUAGGCCGGACUUUUGUGAAAUCACAGAGAUUCUUCAGCAUACCCUCAAAGAGGUACAAGAUGGAGAGGAGAAUGAUAGAAGGAAGGAUAAAGCAUCAAGUGGUUUCUUAUCUUCUUUCAGACGAACAGCUGGUGCUCACUAAGAGGAAACGUUUUGUACAUUCUGCCAUAAUUUUACAAUUUUGGACGGUCCUGUUCCAUUGGGUGGUUCCCACUUCCCCAUCCUUAUUGAAAGCACAAUCAAGCGACCUUGGUGUACUGUUUUAACGUUUCCAUUCUUUCAUUUUGAAAAUUAUUUUCUGAAUGAAAUGUAUUAUUUGGGUCAAGUGAUAAUUGCGUACCUGCUCUUGCACAUCUUCUUGUCUUAUUAAUGGGAUUACUGUGUGCUUUAUGUUCUGGUGAAGUUGUAGCAUUGGCAUAAGUUCUAUAAUUGGAAACUGGAUAAUAAUGUGAACCAUUGUCCAAUUAAUAUGUGAUCAAAAUUCUACA
Molecule: messenger RNA, 2493 nt
Organism: Cryptomeria japonica (Japanese cedar)
Lineage: Eukaryota; Viridiplantae; Streptophyta; Pinopsida; Cupressales; Cupressaceae
Product: serine/threonine-protein kinase STY46
Exons: 16
Coding region: 399-2147 (582 amino acids)
Biological process (GO): protein phosphorylation
Molecular function (GO): ATP binding; protein kinase activity
Source: RefSeq, a predicted model, not a curated record